Messenger RNA from Penicillium atrosanguineum, 7518 nucleotides. RefSeq lists its product as uncharacterized. The record is from RefSeq and is a predicted model, not a curated record. Gene Ontology annotation, molecular function: cysteine-type endopeptidase activity; cysteine-type deubiquitinase activity. Bases 1 to 7518 code for a protein of 2505 amino acids. The transcript has 11 exons. Gene Ontology annotation, biological process: protein deubiquitination. Lineage: Eukaryota; Fungi; Ascomycota; Eurotiomycetes; Eurotiales; Aspergillaceae. Gene Ontology annotation, cellular component: cytosol; nucleus.
AUGGCAGAUCCCCCGCCAGAGAGCUCUCACUCAACGCCUGGCACUCCCGUGAGCGACUCCACGCGUCUGCACAGCUCGAUGGAAGACCCCGACUCCGAGGGCCACCGGAAACGCCCGCGUCUCGACAGUGGAAGUCGCGUAAGAGAGAGCUUGUCCAUCGACGCUGCCUUCACUCCGGCCGCGCCUGCCUCCGCCAUGGACCUUUCUCCAGAUUCGCGUCCCAGCAAGAUGACGAUAAAUGUCAAGUCUCCAACAUGCGACAUGAAUUCCGAAUCCAUCGAACCCGCGUCCCUCCAACCAGACUCUCCUCUACCUCACUCUAUCACCGACCCCGACGCGAACCCGGACAAUGUCAUUUCUAUCUCCUCCUCUCCUGCACACAGUCCUGAGAUCGAAGUCGCCGAGCUGGAGGAUAUGGAUCAGGAUCCAAACACCUCCAGUUGGAGGCCACUGGACGAGGCAUUACGAGACCAGACCCAACCUGAGGUGAUCGAGGUCGACGACACGCUCUCUCCCUUGGACUCUUUCCCGUCAGUACGGGAGAAUGCGACCGCAUUUGAGAAUUUGCAAUACAUGAUCGCGGUGAUCGAGAGAUGUGACCCGCGUGAUGCCUUAGCACUUACUGCCUUGAAAGUGUGGUUGGCCGACUGCGCAAAGAAUCUCGAUCGAUUGACGGCUCCCGCCAUUACUGAAGAUCUUGAAUUCUGGAAUCGCUUACCUUUCCUUCUGGAAAUACUCCUCCGCAGACAGCAGGAGCUCCUUAUUGACGAUGGAAGCGAGGUAUUGAAGGGCCUGGAGGACUUCUUCAUAGAUUAUGUCAAAAUCGCCGUCCACAUGAUUCGCCUAGACAUCAUGUUCAUGCGCCGGUUGGGCGAAGAGCCGGAUACUCAGCUGCCAGAUAGUCCAGCCCGACGCUGGAUAACACCUCUCGCGUGGCUGCUGGGAUCACAGAACAUUCCUCUCUAUCGUGCUAUAGAGACACAGUACAAGACCAACACUGUGGAUUUAGUACGACGAAUCCGCGCGAGGUCUUUCAUUCCCCCUAUCGAUGCCCCCUCAGUGGUGGCAGAAUACACUUCUCUUCUGCUGAAAACCAUGCUCAAAGCUCCUUCUUUAUUGAACGCUUUGAAAACUGUUCUGAUUUUCGCCACUAGCGUGGCUGACUGCACACCGGAUAAGACACAGAAUGAGCAGGACUCAAAUACAGAAUUCAGUACUGACCUAUCGGCCGACUCAUCUUUCUUAAUGGUCAUAUACGACACCGUCCGCCAGAUUGAUGUCCAGUACCAGGAAUGGGUGACAAAGAAAUCCGCUCUGGUUUCAAGCGAGAACACUGAACAUAUGCUUCUCCAAAUACCCCGUGUCUACAUGUUGCUCUGCAAAUCUGACCCUGUGUUCAUCGAUCGAAUCGCACAAGACCUUGGAAUUGAGCUUCCAGAAGGUGCGAGCAUUGCUAACAAGACUGACAUCAUUUCCUGGGGCUGGAAACUUGGUGUUUUGAAGAAGCACAUCAUGGAGGGCCGCAUGGAGCUCCGGGUUUGCGGUGUGGAAACAAUGCAAUCACACCUGGUGAAGAUUUGGGCCGAGCGCAUCUCCAACAAUGCUACUGCAGUCAAAUCACCAGAAAUUCAGUACCUGGUCCGAUAUAUCCGAAGCAACAAGUUCGUGGAUUACCUCGUGGGGGUAGAAUCUCACCCUCAGUUGAUCUGCCGCAGCAGCAAUAUUGUUGGAUUCCUGGUCGUGGCGAGCUCCUACACGAACCUGGAAACAGACGUCAUUUGGAAGGCUGUGACCGAGAGCCAGGACAGUAGGAUCGUUUCUGAGGUGUUAGCCAUGCUCACCCGUACGCUCUACAUGCACUCCACUGCCUCACCGGCUUUGCUGUACAUCUGCGAAAAGGUCCUAAGGCAUCCGCUGGAACGGUUUGAUGCUAAUGUGCUUGAAUUUUGUGAUAUCCUGCUCGGUCGAAUGUAUCACCAGCCUGGCGAAACCGGGUACUAUGACAACUCUGGCCUCGACCGCGUGAAUGCGGUCGCCUUGUGGCUCUGCGUGCGUCUCAUCCGAGAAAGCACCGCAGCGGACAAUCUCUCCGAUGAACAGAGGACGAAAUUACAGGACCUCGGCAGCAGGCAACUCGCAAGCUGCAUCAGAGCUGGCGUCAGCGGGACGGACCGGGCGGAAAUCUACGAACGCUGUAUCCUUGAUAUCGCCGAGAUGAAUGCUUUCACUGCGGGUAGUAUCCAAGUACUGAAUGCUCUCGUCCCCAUUCAAGAUGCGCAAGAGAUUUACAAACUCGACGAACAAUAUGACUUGACUCGACUGGUGAUCACUGACCUGCUUCACACUGUGAAUGGAGACCAAGUCGAUUUGUCCGAUGCAUUUUCACACCAUGGCCUUGUUUCCCGCGUUAUGCUCCUCUUCCGGCUUGUUGACAUGGCCCCGGAGACAAUCACGCCCGAGCUCGGAAAAGCCUUCUGGAAUGACAUUCUUUUGUCAAGCAAACUGGGAGUUGAUGGGCACAAGUCUGUUUGGGGCAUGAUGUCGACUGCUUUAACGCACUGCACCAAGGCCAACCCUUUUCUUGAUCGAUGCAUUCAUGAAUAUCUGCCGGGGUUAGUCCCGAAAGACUACUCUCCGGAAUUGCUUGCCUUUACAAAAAUGUCCAUCACCUACCAACUUCGCUUUUACCCGCCUCCCGCCGCUGUGGACAAUGAGAUUGUGACCAUUCCGGGAAUGGAUCGCAUCUGGAACUUCAUUUUGACAUCCCCCCCUGGUACUAUCGAAAACGAGGCAACGGAUUAUGCCAUCAAAACAUAUCUGGAUCAUCCAAUUAUCAGGAACUCACCGCCGUCUGCUGUUGAAGCGACACAUAUUUCGAUCGCAGGUCGUUGCAUCGAGCAACUCAAAAACUCCGCUGCAGCUUUGCGGACGUCACACGCUACGAACGGUGAUUCUGCGAUGGAAAUAGAAAAUAUCGAUGGUGCUAUCGGUCCCGAAGAGCUGCGUUUCAGGCGCUCGCUUCAGUUCCUCUACCGAUUGCUUCACGGUCUGCGGUCUCGCCGACAAUACGUUUCCCCUCGAGGAUCUCCACCAAGUCUUCCAGAACGCCCAGUUAAAGGUGAUCCGGUCGAGCUAUCCUGGCAAUCGUUCAACGGCAAUGCUCACUCUGGUGUCAAGGUAUUGCAGAUCGGCAGCCUUUCGACAGCUACCGAGCUCGUAGAGUUACUUUGCCAGCUCACCGGUUUCUCCAAGUUUUCGGCAAUCUGCGGUGGCCAGCGGCUCAACCUGCUCGAAGAUCCGGGAGCUCUUGUGGGAGAGAUAAAAAAGCUCCAAGGGGGCCUUCUAAUUCUCCGCAAGGCACCCGAUGCCCAGGAAGUCGCGCGUGACAAUGGCCAGCACUCUCUUACGUCGGUCGACUUUGAAGUUAUGAAGCAUUUCGACGAGAUUUACGAAUUCCUCGUGCUCAAGGAGGAUGUCGCCCGCGAGGUAUUUGAUUUUCUCGCCGUGUUCCCUCCUCCCGACCGCAUUGUCGAUCUUGUCAGAUCUGAGCAAAUCGACGAAAAGACAUUGUUCCCCUUUGUUACGCCCUUCAUUGCAUUUUAUUCCUUCUACGUGCUGCUCAUAUGCCUGCGCGAUGAAUCGACGGAGGCAAUCCCCAAUCGGGACUUUGCGUCGCACAGCAUCGAAAGAGUUGUGGCGUUUUUGAUGGCCGAUGAGUUUGCUGGAUCCCUGAUUCAUGAUUCCGUCAAGUUCUGGCUUGCCACAAAAGCGCUUGAAUCCCUUCAAGCGGCAUUUAACGUCUAUGGCUCUCCAAGCGACGACGCCACACUUGUCCAGGACCCGGCAAAGCUGGUGAAGCGUCUUCUGAGUUUCAUUGAGAUGGCCCAGUCUGCACCCAGCCUUCCUUUUAGCGUCCUGAAUCAGAAUCUUAUUCGUCUCCCCUUCGCCCUUCUCAUCGACGGCUCAACACGGGAUAGCAAGUUCUGGAAUGCUGUCAAACAGGAAACACACUUCGGCCAGUUGAUCCAGUCGCUGCUUUUGAAUGAAAGCCGCUCAUCCGUUCGCAUCGACGUGGCAGAGAGGAUCAAAAUGACAUGUGGUCCUUUGAAAUCGCAGAAGCAGGUGCAGAAGGCUAACGAACAGUCGCAAAGCCCGACCCCUGCCGAAAGUACCGACAGAAUAGACAUGCUGGCUACUGUCUGGGAUGCCUUCCUCAAGACUAUCCCGAAGGCUCCAGAGUUUGCUUCGCAGUCUGCGGAAUUCUUCACAACUGCUCUCUGGGUUUUCCGUGUGGUUGCGGAGAGGUCUCCCCGAGAUAUCAUCUUCAGUCAGUAUCUCAGGGAUUGGAGUUUGGUCAUGCUCCAGCACCGCACUCAAGAGUUUGUCGGUCGCGAGACGAUUGAUCACUUGAUGCAUGGAUUUGCUCUUUUGUUGGAGCUGUGCCUUGACCUGGCAGAGAAGGCUAACGUUGAUCUGGGAGACUGUGAUCUCGCGGAGCACAUUCUGGGCAUCUAUCUCUUCCCAGACCUGUCGCCGGAUAUAGAGAAUCUCACGGCCCCGCAGCUUCCUGUCUUGCAUUCACCCACUCGCCAGAAGCUGUACAGUAUUGUUGGCCUCCUAUGCAAGCGCAACGAUGUGAAUCUUGCCCAAGUUAUUGAUAUGCUGGAGCCUGUUGUCCCUCGAGAUGUUUCGUACGGCCCGAACUCGAGCUGGGAUCGAUCAAAGAUAAUUCGAGCCCCACCAGGGUAUGCGGGGCUUAAGAAUCUCUCGAAUACCUGUUACUUGAACUCCUUGAUGACCCAGCUUUUCAUGAACAUCGAGUUCCGAGAUUUCAUCCUGAAGCUUGACCUGGUUGAUCCACAUUCAUCACAGAGACUUCUCAAAGAAACUCAAAAGCUUUUUGCAAUGAUGCAAGACACUUUUACGAAACAUACGGAUCCAGCAGACUUUGUCGAGCAGAUCAAAACCUACGACAACGAAGCAAUCGAUGUCACUAUCCAGAUGGAUGUCGAUGAGUUUUACAACUUGCUCUUUGACCGUUGGGAGGCUCAGAUUGUGGAUCCACAGGAAAAGAAGAAGUUCAGAUCCUUCUACGGCGGGCAGCUCGUUCAGCAAAUCAAGUCCCAAGAAUGCCCCCACAUUUCGGAAAGAGAGGAACCGUUCUCUGCCAUACAAUGUGAUAUCAAGGGCAAGGCCAGCCUCGAGGAGAGUUUACAAGCAUACGUCGAGGGAGAGAUCAUGCAAGGAGAAAAUAAAUACUCCUGCACGGGCUGUAACCGCCAUGUUGAUGCUGUGAAGCGAGCCUCUUUGAAACAUGUUCCCGACGACCUAAUUUUCCAUCUCAAGCGGUUUGAUUUCGACAUGGUAUCAUUGACUCGAAGCAAGAUCAACGAUGAGUUCCAGUUCCCGGAUCGGAUCGACAUGACUCCUUACAAGGUGGAGCACCUCUCAGACCCAGAGGCUCACAUCGAGCCGGACAUUUUCGAACUGGUCGGUGUUUUGAUUCACACGGGUACGGCCGAGUCGGGCCAUUACUACUCGUACACUCGGGAGAGACCCUCUUCGGGAACUUCAACCUCAUGGGUCGAGUUCAAUGACUCGGAUGUUAGCUCAUUUGACCCAGCAACCAUUGCAGACCAGUGCUUCGGAGGCCCGAGUGGAACAAUGGGUGGCCAAAUGCACAAGGUCUGGAACGCCUAUAUGCUGUUCUAUCAGCGCGUUUCUACAAUGGAGGCGUCCAAAGAGAUCUACAAGCCGUUAAAUCCUGGAUAUCCAGUCCGAGCUUGGGUACCCGAUGAUUUGACAAGCCUUAUCGCCGGAAACAAUGAGAUUACCAUCCGGUCUUAUUGUCUUUUGGACCCGCUCUACGCAUCUUUCGUGCAGGGCCUGCUCCAACAUGUGCAGAGCUUUGCAGUCAACUUCGAAAGAAAACGCGAUCUUGAAUUGAAGGCGAUAACUGUCGCAUUGGACACCUACGAGCAACUGAUUGCACGGUCCAAGGAUCAUUCAUGCUUGGAUGCGAUUUCCACCGAGAUCUCUGAUCUGAUCUCUCGAAAUGUACAUGCGGCACUCGAAGCACUUCAAUGGUUUCACGAGAAGGAAACCUCGAUGCGCAACCUGGUCCUCAAGAUGCCAAAUACGGAAGUUCGGAAGCAAGGCAUCAUGUUCCUCAUUGACGCCAUGGGCAUAGUUGAAAAUUAUCUUCGCGAUCCAAGUGUUGACGAACAGGAAGGGAUUGACAUGCAAGUUCGCUUCGACGGGCUCGUGGAAGACAUCAUUCGCAAACUGGAGGAUUUGUGGCCUGCUCUUCAGACCGUUUCUCGUGUCUGGGAUGAUUAUUUCGACAUUCUUCUUAAGAUGAUUGCGGUGUCACCUGGAACUGUUGACUUUUUGCUCGAGAAUGGCUUCUUCGUCCGCUGCCUGGAAAUCAUCUGGCUCGAUCAAGAGGACCGGAAGAGAUUGAGAAGCAAGUAUUCAAACUACAUCAGACUGAUUGAUAAGGGCCGACGCUUCUCCUAUCUCAAAAUGAUGGCUCUCUGCGCAGUCUUUUUCAAGAAAAUCGAUUUUGCGCUCCCCCCUGUCCGAGAUGACGAGACUCGGCAUGUGUUGGGCAACGUCAUGUAUUCUUUGAGCGUCACCGAAAACAAAUUCAUCAAACCCAUCGACGAAGAUGGAAGUCUUUCUGUUCUGCAAAAGAUUCUGCAACAUGACCAUUUCGGUAACACAAAGGCCUCCUACACGAUUAUUGCCGCUUUGCUUCAAUCAGAGCCCCAGGCAGGUCUCCUUGACAACAUUAUCAAAGCGCUGCAAGUCGGUUUGCGACUGUCACCUGCCGACCUUAGCAUCCCAUUCCUGGAGGCGACAUGCAUGUUCUGCAAAUGGUGUCCAGGGAAGGCCGAUGCCGCAGACAUAAUCAGAUUUGUCGCGAAGGGAGUUGAAUCGAUUGACGGCCGCGCGAGUGUUGAUCAUCUAGAAUUCUUCACCCGGAUUUGCACUACAUCUAACGAAAGACUGCGCCUGGGAGAAGAUUGGUUUUCGGCAAUCGUUCAAGAUGAGAUCCCCAGCUGGGCACCGACCCUCCUCAUCGACACUGAUCGAUCGGUUCGCCAGGGCACCAUGGACAUACUCAAGACCUUGCUUUUCAGCAACGAGAACAUUGGUCUCACCACAGAGUCCCAGGCUCGAUACUACCAGAUAGGCCGCAACCUCAUGAUUUCGUGUGUCCAAAGAGUUGAGAAGUCAUUCAUCCACAGCCAAGUUCAACAAGUCGAAUCUAGAAUCGUUGACAGCAUCAUUGAGGUCAUCAAGCAUUGCCAGGAUACCUACUUCGAUGAUGAGGACGAGGAAGAUAGACGGACUCUGGACAGUGCCAAUGCAAUCCUCGCUCCCAUCGAAGACAUAACAGUCGAAGUCCAAGACGACCUCGUCUCAGAAUCCGAUCUUCCCUCCGCAGACGAAUGGGAAGCAACCUCUGCAUUAGCCAGUGACUCCGAAAUGGGAGUCGCCGGCUCUCCCUAG